This is a messenger RNA of Mercenaria mercenaria, 4768 nucleotides long. RefSeq names its product degenerin mec-4-like. Bases 606 to 2138 code for a protein of 510 amino acids. Gene Ontology annotation, cellular component: membrane. The transcript is spliced from 3 exons. NCBI's taxonomy places the organism in Eukaryota, Metazoa, Mollusca, Bivalvia, Venerida, Veneridae. Gene Ontology annotation, biological process: sodium ion transmembrane transport. The record is from RefSeq and is a predicted model, not a curated record. Gene Ontology annotation, molecular function: ligand-gated sodium channel activity.
CAGAACAGAAAGGACGGAGGACGCGAAUUCAAACAAAAGAGAAUAUUAGAAAAGAAACAGACGUUAAUGCGUGAGCAGAAGCACACAUAAAAUACAGACGAAAAGAAGCAUAAAUUAUAUUAAUAUGUGAAUAGGAGCAGUCGUGGGGAAAAAAAACGAAUAUUUUAACAGAAGCAGUCGUGAAAAAAAAUCAAACGAAUACGUAAAUAGAAGCAGACGUGAAAAUAUCAAACGAAUACGUGAAUAGACGCAGACGUGAUAAAAAGUGAUGACAUGGAUAAAAGCAGUCGUGAAUAUAAUCAGAGAAAAUUUAAAAUAAGAGGUAACUGUAGUGAAGAUGGAUUUACAGACUGAUCAUAGGCGGUGUACUUACAGUAGAGUUAGAAUAUUGACUUCUUUUUAGGAAAACUAAACUUUUACAUGCAAAUAGAGCGAAGUUGGUAACUAAAUGAUUUAUUGAUGAAGACGCUUUUUAAGCAGUUUAUUCAGUAAGCGUCUAUGCAGUGAAUACAUAGAUCGGGUAUUAUAUGAUUUCACACAAAAAACGCCAAGUUACAUUUCUGCUUAUUGUUACUUCUUCGUCCUACUUAACAUAGCAAUCAGCGAUGGCAGAGAAGGAAACAUUUAAAACGGUGAUAUCUGAAUUAGGAGAAACAAGCACUUUACAUGGAAUUCCAAAGAUAGUUUCUGCCCGAUCAGUAGCAACGAAAGUUUUAUGGUGCAUUAUGUUGUUGGGGGCUAUUUGUUUAUUUUCUAUCCAGCUGUAUGAGUUGUGUGACGAGUACUACAACUAUCCGACAAAGACUACAGUAAGAAUAAAGUAUCGUCCACUUCCGCUUCCGGCUGUUACGCUCUGUAACAUGAAUCCUGUCAAACGAACGGCUAUUAAAUAUUCUACUAUGCACAGUUUGUAUUUAUUAUAUUUCGCGAUAGAACAUCAAGAAAUGUUGAAAAUUAUGCGGAUAAUUGAUAAAUUCACCGGCAAAACAUACUUCGAACUACACAAUUCGUUCAACAACACGUGGGAAAGGUUUGAUGGAUGGAAGGCAAGAAUGCUUGCAGAAAUACAGACUUUAUCACUACAGGACCGCAUUGAAAAGGGUCAUCAGUUAGAGGAUUUUAUUCUGGCGGCUUCAUUUGCAGGCCAUCACAUACCAUCGCAAUCAUUCUUUACAACAUCCUCGCAUCUUUACGGCAAUUGCUUUACGCUGGAUGUGGAUUACCUCAUUGCAAGAGGUAGUGGACAAGAAAAUAGCUUGUUUGUGGUAUUUAACAUAGAGAAAAUGCAAUACCUAGAGGAAAUAACUUCUUCUUAUGGUGUGCGGUUAGUUUUACAUGAAAAGGGUACAUAUCCGCUACCAGUGCAGGAUGGGAUAACUCUGAGUACUAACUUUGAAACACACAUACGUAUGCGAAUGACGAAAAUCAAACGACUUGGUGGAAAAUAUGGACACUGUACUUACGGACUUCAUUUCAAAGAGAAAUAUAACAUUACUUAUACUGUCCCAAUGUGUUACACACUCUGUGAAGCAGAAAAUGUUUUAUUAGAAUGUGGUUGCCAAGCAAUGUUUUCUCUAGAACUUAUGAAUAUCUCUGCUAAAAUUUGUGACUUUGACAAUGACACAAAAUGUUUAGAUAAUGUGAAGAAGAAGAUAUUUGAUGGCCAAAUACAGUGCGGGUGUCAAAGUCGUUGCGAGGAGGACAUUCUUACUACAACGUUGUCUGGAAGAAAAUGGCCUCACAACAGAUACUUAUCUAAAGUCCUAGUAAGAGAGACUUGUAGAAGGAAUAUAACUUUACUGGCCAACGUAUGUGCUGUAUUUGAGGAUGAAUUCUUUGAUGAAAAUUUUAACCAAGAAGUAUACAACAACAUAUCAGACAAUUUUCUUGCUGUGAACAUUUACUUCGAAGACCUUCAUUUCGAAGAAAUUUCUGAAGACCCAUUGUACAAUCCAGUCAGGUUUAUGUCCGAUAUCGGAGGGGCGAUGGGUCUCUAUAUCGGGGCUUCUGCUCUAACAUGUAUAGAAGUACUACAACUACUAUUAGAGAUCAUCUUGUUUCUUAGACGGAAAUGGAAAGACCAGGCCCCGGUCGGACAGCCGGAACAAGUAAACAAUAUACAUGAACAUACAUUUUGAUUCUCCAAAUCCGUUUUUCCCGUGAAUUAUGUAUUCAGAUAUUCUACAAGUCUCUAGACCUUAUAUGGUGGUAUGCACAAAUGUGGUGUUGUAAAAUCUGUCGAUAAUGAAGCCAAAACUGAAAUUUCUAAACAAAUCUAAAAUAGCUAAGAUGCAAACAUAUACGAUCAAAAUCGCAUUUCACACUCUGAGGUAAGAAACCAUCAAUUGUAUUUUUCCAUAGACUUCCAUUAUAACAUUGUGGCCUGUAUGGCCUUUCAUAAAUUGAAACAUGUAUGUCAAAUCACGUUCGUAAUUCUACCAAAAGAACGAACUAAAAACCUAUGAAUAGAGAUACUUUAUUUGAGUAUUAUUCACGUGAAUAACAUAAACCCCUGUUUACACUGUUCACAUGGCGUGAGAAAACCGUGUCAUGAAAAUAUGUUCAGUACACUUUAAGUGUAGCAUUAAUGUCAGUAGAUACAAUAAAAUACACUAAACGUACUUAAGGGUUCAAAAAUGAAAACAAUUUCCCACAGGUGAAAUCUACUAAAGUUGGUAAGAACUGUUUUAGGUAUGCAGCCGCUGUAUAACUCUAUAACUCUCUCCCUGAAUCAUUCCGACAGUCAUGUAAUUUUGGUCAGUUUAAAUCAUUGAUGUCUAAUUGAAAUGUAAAGACUGUAAAUGCUCAGCCUGUCACAAAUAAACAAAUUCAAACUUACGGAGUCAUGGGCUGCAUGCUUAAAAUGACUAUUCUAUGUUGUUAUUAUUCUGAUGUAUGCUAAAUAUGUAAUAGCGACUGUUUCAAUCCUGGUAUUUUUUGCUUCUAUGCUAGCAUGAUUUUCCUUGUCAUGAUAAAUAUUUUCUAUUGUCAUAUAUGUUUGAAUGUCUGGCAUAUGUUUUUAGCAGCCACUACUCCUGCAUGUAUUUUGCCUUCUGUUGCUGCCUGUUUCAUGAUUGCUUGAGCACAAAAUUUGGUUUUGAUUUUAGAUACAAAAUAUAUGUACUUAAAAUCUGGUUUAUACUGUGACCUCUCCGCACUCAAAAACUCAUGUUUUGUGCAUUUGGUUAAAAAUAUUUAAGUUCGUUUGGUGGUACAUUUACCUACACUCGGUGGUGGAGUCGAUAAUUAUAUCACUUUUAAUAAGUUCUCAUGAUUUGAUGUUUGCUUCUUUAUAACCAUUUCUUUGUUUGUCUUGUCUUUUAGCAAUUUGAUUAUGCAAUUGGUGCAGAUAAGGAUAAAUUAUGUAAUCUUAACAUAAUUAUAUUUCAAUAAAUAAAUUAGUAUUUAUGAAUUAUGCAGACCAUUAUGUGGUAAUGUGGUAAUUUAUUUUAAGCUAUAUACAAAUGGAAUUACUUUACUAACAGCUCUUAUAUAUUUGUUGGUAGUUGUUUGUACUUGUUUUCAGUAGUCGGGUAAAAAAAGCUCAGUCAGAGCUUAUAUGUUGUAUUGUUGUAUGUUUUGCCGACUUAAAAUAAAACUUCUCUUAUCUUAUCUUUAUCUUAUCUUAUCUUAAAUGACACCUCGGGCUUUUUUGCUUUAGUGGCUUUAGCGACCAACCAGGACGGGAGAAACUAGCUUAACAUUAUUCACAGGAAUACGAAAACCUUAUUCCCAGUAAGUUCUAUUUACUUUUUUAAAUUGUUGGUAUCUGACCUAUUAAAGAGACUUUGUUGAAAACGUUUUCGAACUGACUAUGAUAGGUGAAGAAAGAAAGUUGUGAUCCUUUAAAUCUUCGGUUAACCUAGGUUUUGACCAUGAAAUAUUUUGCUUUUGUUAAUAUCUAUGUGAUUUUACUGUUGUGUAUUUUAAAGGGGCAUCCUAUUAGGCAACUUAAGUGUAAGUUUUUAGUUAAUUUAGCCGGUAUUAAUAAAGUUAUAGGCAAAAACAUAUUGCAUAUUUUUCCUACUCGGAAACACAUACAUGCUCCCUAAAUGCAUAUUGUUUUUGUUUUAUUUUACCAAGGUAAUUUUAUCUUCGAUGUGUUGUAAAUAGAUUUCUCAACAUUUUUUGUAAAGUUUGUGGAUAUAACAUUUUGUAGUUUUAGAGAAAUCGUGAAACAUGUCAAUUUGUUUACAUUUUGCUAGUAAAUUUCUUAUGCAGCUAGAGUGAUUUAUCAAAAACAUUAAUCGAUAUUUGUCCGGACCAAGUUAUACUAUCAUGUCAAGGAUGGUAUGUUUAGUGAUACUGAAUUUUGUUGAUAUUUAAAAGUCAUGUUCUCUUGUAUCCCUUUAAAAUUGAUGUGAUGUGAACAUCUAAUAUUGGCAGACAUAUUGGAUAUUUUUGACAGAAUAUGUUUGUCAAUUCUUUGAAACUUAAUUUAAGUACACGUACUUUUAAAUUAUUGUUAUUUGUACUUUGAAAUAUACUGUUAAAAUGUAGUUUUUCCUCUAGUUUAUAUGUUUUUGAUGAUAUUCGUUCUAUUUCUUGCAUUUAGUGAGAACAGUUUUGCAUGUAUGGGAAAAUGUCAUCGACAAAUCGACUGAAAUGUUUAUGCAUUUUAUUUUGAAUUAUUAGUUGUGGAAUUUUCUGAUAACACUAACAUAUAUUUUUAAAGAAGUAAACUUUAGAAUUGGUGUAUAUAUUUAUUUGUAAUUGUGAAUCUGUGGUUGUGAGUAGACUUUAGCUUUAAUAGAUUUAUAAAACUGAA